AUGCUUUUCAACGCCCUAAUCCGCACCCACCACAUAACCUCCCGCAAAAAAGUCUCCGCCCUCAAACGCGCCGCCGACACCCACCGCGUCGCCGUCCUCCUCCGCUCCGGCGGCUGUCCGGGUAUCAUGUAUGUUGAGGGUGCGGAGCGGGGGCAGGUUGAGGAGUGGGUUGGUGUUGUGAAGAGAUUGCGGUAUAAGGACUUUCAGCUUGUUAGUAAAACUGGUGAGCUUGUACAUGAAGAUGCGCAAAGCAGCGCCAGCACCAGGGAUAAGAUCAAUGUUGGGUUGGAUGAGGUUGAGAGCGUCAAGGAGUUUGGAAGUGCGAUGGCUUCGAAAGGGAUUUGGGGGUGGUGGAGGAGAGGGAUGGGGUAUUCUUGA
Molecule: messenger RNA, 378 nt
Organism: Penicillium argentinense
Lineage: Eukaryota; Fungi; Ascomycota; Eurotiomycetes; Eurotiales; Aspergillaceae
Exons: 1
Coding region: 1-378 (125 amino acids)
Source: RefSeq, a predicted model, not a curated record